GAUAAACUUAAUGUACACAGUUCGUUAAACAAAAUCAAUACAAACAGAAAUAACACAUAACACGUGAAACAUGACAGACGGUACUUUUCUAGUUUGUAUCUCUGGACAAAUAGAAUGGAUUGACGUUUUGGCUUCUGCUGGAAGCUCAUGGCAUUGCAAAUGUGAUUUUUUCUCAGAUUUCAAAAAUUCCAGGUCCGGAUUGGAAGAUAAUUGGUGGAUUGGAAGCUGGACUUUCACAAAUUGCCAAUGUUCUCCAUAAUGGAGACAAAGUUGUAUUUAACUUCCCGAUUGAAAUUCAGUUCAAAUCUACUAAUCCUUAUGGUUGGCCUCAAAUAAUCCUUAGCGUCUACAAAGGCAUGCAACUUGCGGGAUAUGGAAGAGCCCACAUGCCGAUAAGCGUUGGCACUCAUGAAUUAGACGUAGCUCUGUCAAAACCCCAAUCGUCUUCAAUGUUAGGUUACAUCGCCUCGUUUUUUGGUUACCAACCAGAGCUUUUACAGCCGAAGAUGUUAGCUACAACCGCAGGCAACAGCUUAAUAAAAAUGGAGCACGUAGGCUACGCUAGAAUCUUCAUCAACAUGGUAACUCAAGCCUUUCAAAGUUUAGGAUACGAUGUAGGUAGCAACAGAGGAAAUUGAUGUAUUUUAAUAAUAAAAACACUAGAAGAA
Acanthoscelides obtectus is the source of this 668-nucleotide messenger RNA. Lineage: Eukaryota; Metazoa; Arthropoda; Insecta; Coleoptera; Chrysomelidae. The record is from the annotation of a GenBank genome assembly.